AUGGCUGUUGUCGAGGGAGGGAAAUCGCUGAUUAUCUCCCUCUUUGUGGGUCUCCUCGAUGGCGAAGGACCGCUCUCUCUCUGUGUGGAUCUAUUGGAAUCGAAAGCUCUCAUCGACGGCGAUAUAUGGAUCUCUGUCGGUGGCUCUCCUCAACGGCGACGGAGCUCUCUGUCGAUGGCUCUCCGUGAUUCGCUCAGGGAUCAACUCGCGUUUGAUAUGUUCUGUGGAAAGAGAGGUCAGGAAGGUUCAUCAAUACAGGAGGGAAGUGUUUCACUCUCUUCAUCGCAAGCUCCUUUCGUAGCCAGUCAAGAAGAUCCUAUCAUUGGUGACGACGAGCUUCCAGCAGAGCGUAAGGAACGAAGGACGUGGAUGCCAACAGAUGAUAUAGUGUUGAUUAGCUCGUGGUUGAACACGAGCAAAGAUCCCGUUGUUGGGAAUGAGCAAAAGUCAGUGGAUUUUUGGAAGAGAAUUGCAGCAUACUUCUCGGCGUCUCCUAAGCUUGCUGGUUGUGAAAAAAGAGAAGCAUCUCAGUGCAAGCAACAUUGGCGCAAGCUGAAUGAUUUGGUUUGCAAGUUUUGUGGGGCGUAUGAAGCAGCAACCAGAGAGAAAACCAGUGGUAUGAACGAGAAUGAUAUGCUCAAAUUAGCCCACAAAAUCUUCUUCAACAACCAUCAAAAGAAGUUCAUCCUUGAGCAUGCGUGGAAGGAGCUUCGCGCUGACCAGAAGUGGUGUGAACUCUCUAUAGAAAAAAAUGGAAGCAGCUCCAAAAGGAAGAAGUUCGAGGAUGGUUCACAUUCAGCAAGCUCUCAAGUUAAUGAAAACAAUGCUGCUGUAGAUGAUAACGGAACAUGUCGUCCUCCGAGUGUUAAGGCAGCAAAAGCCCGUGGGAAGAAGCCGUUGGUUGAGAGGAAAGAGCUCUCUGACUUCCAGACUAUGUGGAGCAUCAAGAAGGAGGAUUUGACAAUGAAGGAAAAGCUCUCUAAGAUGAACCUACUUGAGAGUCUUGUUGCAAAACAAGUACCACUAGCUGAUUACGAAGAAGCUCUCAAGAAAAAACUCAUAAAUGAGUUGAUGUAA
This is a messenger RNA of Brassica napus (rape), 1077 nucleotides long. Its product is annotated as glutathione S-transferase T3-like. The record is from RefSeq and is a predicted model, not a curated record. Bases 1 to 1077 code for a protein of 358 amino acids. The transcript is spliced from 5 exons. Lineage: Eukaryota; Viridiplantae; Streptophyta; Magnoliopsida; Brassicales; Brassicaceae.